Messenger RNA from Microplitis demolitor, 2446 nucleotides. RefSeq lists its product as uncharacterized. Gene Ontology annotation, molecular function: channel regulator activity; voltage-gated calcium channel activity. Bases 456 to 2012 code for a protein of 518 amino acids. The transcript is spliced from 8 exons. Lineage: Eukaryota; Metazoa; Arthropoda; Insecta; Hymenoptera; Braconidae. The record is from RefSeq and is a predicted model, not a curated record. Gene Ontology annotation, cellular component: AMPA glutamate receptor complex; postsynaptic density membrane. Gene Ontology annotation, biological process: neurotransmitter receptor internalization; neurotransmitter receptor transport, postsynaptic endosome to lysosome; positive regulation of synaptic transmission, glutamatergic.
UAUUGAUUAAAUUACACACGAUUGAUAAAAUUAUUGAUAGAUGUCAAGUAAGCUAUUAUUUACAAAAAUGUUAUGAAUUAUCAGUUAUGGUCGUAAAAAAGUGGGCUAUUAUUCUCAUGACUCUUGACAACUAAAACGUUAAUAAAACUAGUGUUAUAUUACAUUAUAUUCCUUAUAAAAAUUUCUUCGUGAUAAACAAUAAAUAUUUUAAUAAAAAUGAAUAUAUAGUAAUUAAUAAUGAGAAAGAAAAUAAAUAAGUUAACUAGUGUUAAAGGAUGGCAAUGCGUGUUUCAAACUUUUUAAACGAAUUUAUUGAAUCAGUUUUGUACAGAGAAGAAAAGUAAGCAAGUUGAUGCGUGACAUGCACAAAUUGUAGAGUACUGGAAAAAAUAAUAAAAAAUAUCAAGAGUAGAAGAUAAUAGUGUAUGUGAAGAGAAAAAUAGUAGAAGGGUAAAAUGUGUUGCUCUGAAAAUACAAGCGGUUCUCGGAUGACCCGAUGUGGAAUUGUUUGUGGUUUGGCAGCGCUUGCUGCCCUUACCACUGCCCUUCUUGGACCUGCAUGGCUUCACACUGAAGAAAAACUAUCACUUCCGCAUUUGCCAAGACAGCUUGCGUCUGCUGUUAGUGUCAAAUUUAAACUUGGACUCUUCAAAGUAUGUCCAAGAAUUAUCAAACCAGCUAAUAUUACAUUACACAUAAUAACCCCGCCAUGUACUAACGUGAGAUACAACAGCCUGGCUGACGUAACAUCACAGGAGCUUGGGUUCAAUCAACUAGAUUUCACCCCCUUGGUCGUAUCAAAAAUGAGAAUAUCAGCGCCUUUUCAAGCAGUAGCCGUGGUGUUAAUUUUCGCAGGAACUUUUUCAGCGUUGAUCGGUCACUGUUAUGCCGAUCACAAGACCGUGAUCGCUUGCGGGCUAUUUCUUCUUGGGGGUCUUUCUUUGGGUGGCGGUUUAAUAGUUUUGGCAUCAGCACUUUCAGAUGCUUCCUUUGAAUCCCCUACUACAUACAGUCUUUCAUCUACAUCAGGUUCAACGGAAGAUAAUGGACUUCCAAAGUAUCAAUAUGGCUGGUGUUUACAACUUUCAGGACUUGCUUUGAUACUAGCUGAAAUUGCAGCACUAUUGACUGUCUCUGGAUACAUGGCACGAUUUCCUACCGUAGAAGAAAUGGUCCAAGUUAUGGUCCCUGGAGCGGCAAGGAAGUUAAGAGAACAACGUGGAUUAUCUUCAGAAUACCUCGUAAGAGCUCAUCAAAAAUCUCCUGGAGCAACGCAAGCACGGAAUUUCGAUCCUCCAACAAAAGAUGUUAUUUUAGGACCCCAACGAUUAACAGAAGAAGGUACAUCACUUCUUUGUAAAUCAGCGCCUGAUAUUUGUGCAUCUAACCCUCAAGCAAUAAGUUACGUCGAUAAAGCAGACUUAUCACACAUGUUACCAGCUUACCCGGACAGUCAGACUCUAGUGGAUCCACGUUUUACUUUUGUCGAUAAAGCAGAUCCCGGAAUUGUAGACUCACGGCUCAGUGGGUUCGCCGAUAAAGAAGGACUCAUGGAUUCACGUAUUUUACCAGACUCAAGGCAGAAUAUGAUCGCUUUUAACGACAGUAAAGAACAUGUUAUCAGUCAAGAAACUAGACAUGUAACUUACGCAGAAAAUACUAAGAAUGAGUGUCUACUGGAUGCACCACUGGGGUUUAAUCGUUACAACAGUCUGGCAGGUCAGACAGUACCAAUAACUCUGAAACAUCAAAAUAGCCCAACAGUAUCGGCAAUACAGGCUCAAGCGAUGUAUCAAAACUUUGGUACCAUUCAUUCAGGAAUUUUGAGGGUAUCUGAACCCGGUACAAGCUCCAGUUCAAACUCCAGUCAAAGAAGUAUGACUCUACAGAAUCCGAAGAGAAAGUCACAGAUCGCCCAGAAUACCUUCAGUACCCUCGAGUGUGAAAAGAGAAAACAACGUGCCACUGGUGUUGGAGGCAAAGCAGGGUUCUAUACCGGGAGUGCCGUAUGACCACCACCACCGCCACCUACCCCAAGAUAACUUCGAGAAGAGGAUGAAUCUACACUAUAAACUACCUUACGAGUCUUACCGACUGUACCUAGUGUGUUAUCCUCUGACGUUUGUUUACCUUAUCGCUGCGGGUAGAUGGCUGGUAAUAAUGAAAACCGUUAUCAUUUAUACAUUACGAUAAAUCAUUUAAGGACAAUUUCAAAAUGAUUAACGAUAUAAUUUAAAUAUCUUAUAGCCUAGUGUAUGAUAAUUUAUGAAAACAAACUCAAGUGAUUGUUAAAAAUAAAUAAAUGAAAUGUAAAUAUUACUAAAACAUUAAAUGUUUCUAUAAAAGUGGAUAAAAAAAUAAAACGAUAAUUUAAAUAAUGAAUUUUAAAAUAAAAUUUAAUAAUACAAUAAUCUCGUUUUUUUAUAUUAUAAUAACAUACGUGUUC